This is a messenger RNA of Cryptomeria japonica (Japanese cedar), 811 nucleotides long. RefSeq names its product protein PLANT CADMIUM RESISTANCE 2. The record is from RefSeq and is a predicted model, not a curated record. NCBI's taxonomy places the organism in Eukaryota, Viridiplantae, Streptophyta, Pinopsida, Cupressales, Cupressaceae. The coding region runs from base 76 to 525 and encodes 149 amino acids. The transcript has 4 exons.
CAUACUCCCAUUUCAAAGGCACAUCUUACUUUAUCUCUUUUGUUGAAGAGGCAGGAGGAGCAGAAGAAGAAGAAGAUGUAUCCUCCAAAGGCAGGGCAGGAACUUCGCCCCACAGUGUGGUCCUCUGGCCUCUUCGGCUGCUUCAAAGAUUUUUCCACCUGUUGCGUCACAUGCUUCUGCCCCUGCAUCACUUUUGGGCAAAUAGCUGAGAUAGUGGAUGAGGGUUCUACAUCAUGCGCUUUUGGCGGAGCGGUCUACGCUGUACUGUGCUAUUUUACGGGGUUCGCGUGCUGCUAUUCGUGCUUCUACCGGAAAAAGAUGCGGGUUCAAUUUAACUUGGAGGAGACCUGCACAGAUUGUGUCGUCCAUUGGUGUUGCGAACUAUGCGCGCUGUGCCAGGAAUACAGAGAGCUCAAAAGCAGAGGAUAUGAUCCUGCUCUGGGUUGGAUUGGGAAUCAGCAAAAGCAAGAGCGCGAGAUGGGGAGCGCCAUGACACCUCCUGUCAAUCCAAACAUGGCAAGAUGAUCCCAGACUCCAUACCAUUUCUGUUUGAUAAUACAGACGUUUCCGUACUUCAAUGGCUGUUUUCAAUAGUUGUUCCUCUAUUUACAUCGUAAGGGUUUUAUUAAUACUAUUACGAAUUUAGGGAAGUGGGACCGUAAUUAAAUCUGAUGCAAAUCUUUUUCUGGGUCUCUAUAUUUGGCAUAAUCUGCCAUAAUCUGGCCUUAUUCCUCUAAUUUGGAGGCCUUGUAUUAAGCAGGAUUCAACUUUAUUCAACUUUAUCAAUACAUCAAGUGUCUAUUAAUUAUUA